AUGAUGAACACAAAAAUGAUGAAGGAUGAGGUCUUCAAACAGGACAUGACCGAUGAAAUGCUCAGUGCCUGUCAAAGAGCUGCCCGUCAAGCACUUAAUGAACAGAGUAGCUAUGGUAAUCAAACUAACAAAGAACAGACACUGGCCUCGUAUGUGAGAAAACAAUUGGAGAAGCAGUACCCUGGCACUUGGAGUUGUGUCUGCGGUCAGAGAUUCGGCAGUGAAAUCGCCUACGUAAAGGACAACUUUGCCUUCUUCUCAGUGGAUGGAAUGUCCUUCAUGGUGUUCAAAGCGGCCGAGUACCGAUAG
Molecule: messenger RNA, 309 nt
Organism: Echinococcus granulosus
Lineage: Eukaryota; Metazoa; Platyhelminthes; Cestoda; Cyclophyllidea; Taeniidae
Product: Dynein light chain 1, cytoplasmic
Exons: 2
Coding region: 1-309 (102 amino acids)
Biological process (GO): microtubule-based process
Cellular component (GO): dynein complex
Molecular function (GO): dynein intermediate chain binding; dynein light intermediate chain binding
Source: RefSeq, a predicted model, not a curated record